ACUCGCCCGCUUCGAGCCUCUGUGUCUCAAUGCUGUCGCCCGUGCAGCCAUGUCCCAGGAGAAGCCCAAGGAGGGUGUGAAGACGGAGAAUGACCACAUCAACCUGAAGGUGGUGGGGCAGGAUGGCAGGGUGGUGCAGUUCAAGAUCAAGAGGCACACCCCGAUGAGCAGACUGAUGAAGACCUACUGCGAGAGGCAGGGAUUAUCAAUGAGACAGAUUAGAUUCAGGUUUGAUGGGCAGCCAAUUAAUGCAACGGACACUCCAGCCCAGCUGGAGAUGCAGGAUGAGGACACCAUCGACGUGUUCCAGCAGCAGACGGGAGGCAUGGCCUCCAGAGGGACCACCCCACACCCUGCGAUCGUCCUUGCAUUUGUUAUUGAAUGGUGAGCGACCACGCUGAUCACAGAGGAGUCCGAGAAAGACAAGGACAGGCACCGAAACGAUCCUCGAAGCCCUUCAAGUGCAGCUCAAAACUCUGCAGGGAUGAGUCUACAGCUUCCAUUGGGCCAAUCACAUUGUUCUCUUUGUGAAAUGAGUUUUAAGGUUUUGGGUUUGUUUUUGUUCUCGGUUUUGUUCAUUGCCCCUCUCAAGACAUGUUUUCCUUCAAACUUGUGGCCAAAUGUUGGCUUCAGUCUGUGGCCAGGCUCUCACCCCUGGAGAAGUGGUCACUACUGGAGCUACUUGUCCGAAUCCCACGGAGAGCUCAUGUUCACACUGUGCAUCAGUGGGAGAGUGUGGGGGGUGGAAUUCCACCAGGCGCAUUAUUAAAAUUCUAAAAGCUGCAAAUGACAGACUUCAUCAAGCAUAUGGUAUAGUUGAAGGCAAAAUACUGGAAUACUUCUUCAAAGGUAAAAA
Molecule: messenger RNA, 856 nt
Organism: Ictidomys tridecemlineatus (thirteen-lined ground squirrel)
Lineage: Eukaryota; Metazoa; Chordata; Mammalia; Rodentia; Sciuridae
Product: small ubiquitin-related modifier 3
Molecular function (GO): protein binding
Source: RefSeq, a predicted model, not a curated record